Messenger RNA from Macrosiphum euphorbiae (potato aphid), 657 nucleotides. The record is from the annotation of a GenBank genome assembly. NCBI's taxonomy places the organism in Eukaryota, Metazoa, Arthropoda, Insecta, Hemiptera, Aphididae.
AUGUCUGAAACAAAUUUAAUCUGUAAUUAUAAAAAAUGUCGUAAGGAUUUAAACUCAUUUGCAUGGGUAACGAGUUGCUCACAUAUAUUUUGCGACUACGAUGGUAGCCGAACAUUUAACCGUGAAAAAAAAUGCCCAUGCUGUAAUGAAGUCCUAAAUAGACGAUUGGACAUCGUCCAGAUAAACUUAAAUCCAGACGAAUCUUUUAAAUCUAUGAUACUAUGUGGGUUAAGACCAGAAGUUGUAAUGGAUAUAUCAUUACGAGCAGUGUCUUUUUGGAAUUACCAAAUGACCCAAGAAAAAAUCAUUCAGACUAGUAGUAUGAAAAGACUUCAAGCAAAAUUUGAACAGGUUAAAAUCAAUAUGGAAACCAUGGAAUACCAGUUUCAAAAAAAUAUUUUAAUUGAAACAAAAAAAUCUGAGUCAGCUUUGAAAGAUGCUGAAUUACAAAGACGAAAAACCCAAGAGAUAGAAGAGAAGCUGAUCGAAAAGAGUAGAAUCUUACAACAAGUUCAGUCAAAGUAUGAGUCUCUCAAACUUCAACUUAUUUCUAAUACUAUAAAAUCAACAAAAGCAGAACAAAUUCCUAUGGCCCAACUCCAGCUUAAAACAUUUGAAGGUCAAAAUGAAUUUGUAUUUGCUCCAAAUGUUGAUUAA